This is a messenger RNA of Fundulus heteroclitus (mummichog), 1407 nucleotides long. RefSeq names its product gamma-aminobutyric acid receptor subunit gamma-2-like. The record is from RefSeq and is a predicted model, not a curated record. NCBI's taxonomy places the organism in Eukaryota, Metazoa, Chordata, Actinopteri, Cyprinodontiformes, Fundulidae. Gene Ontology annotation, cellular component: GABA-A receptor complex; dendrite membrane; postsynapse. Gene Ontology annotation, molecular function: GABA-A receptor activity; inhibitory extracellular ligand-gated monoatomic ion channel activity; benzodiazepine receptor activity. Gene Ontology annotation, biological process: chloride transport; regulation of postsynaptic membrane potential; monoatomic ion transmembrane transport.
ACCCAAUCGCAUGCUCAGGAUCUGGAAUGACGGAAGAAUACUCUAUACACUAAGGUUGACCAUUGAUGCCGAGUGCCAGCUGAAAUUAAACAACUUCCCAAUGGAUGAGCACUCCUGUCCCCUGGAGUUUUCAAGCUAUGGCUACCCCAAGGAGGAAAUAACCUACAGGUGGAAAAGGAGCUCAGUCGAGGUUGGGGACAUUCGCUCAUGGAGGCUUUACCAAUUUUCCUUCGUUGGCCUGAGGAACACAACUGAGACCGUCAGGACCGUUUCAGGGGACUAUGUAGUGCUGACUGUCUUUUUUGACCUGAGCAGGAGGAUGGGCUACUUUACUAUCCAGACCUACAUUCCCUGCACACUUAUUGUUGUCCUCUCCUGGGUGUCUUUCUGGAUCAACAAAGAUGCAGUACCUGCAAGGACUUCAUUAGGAAUCACCACUGUGCUGACUAUGACCACACUGAGUACCAUUGCCAGGAAAUCUCUUCCAAAAGUGUCAUACGUGACCGCAAUGGACCUGUUUGUGUCUGUCUGCUUCAUUUUCGUCUUUGCCGCACUCAUAGAGUAUGGCACACUGCACUACUUUGUCAGCAACAGGAAGCCAAGUGCCAAAAAGGACAAGAAGAAGAAAAACCCGCUCCUCCGGCUCUUUUCCUCCAAGGUAUAUUGCCUGUGUCUGACUGCAUGUGUCUGCUGCAUUUCAACUCUUUGGGCCCCCAGCACCUCACUGCUUUUCUCUCUGCGCAACAGCAGAUACGCCUCUUUCUAUUACCACUUAUAUACCCGCAUUCUAACUAACUCUGCACCUCCUCAAUUACUAAAUGGGUAUUGAAGAUUACAUUCAAAGGGGCGCUUAGCAGUGCACAGUGCGGAGGCAGCCAGCCAGACACACUUAUGCAGUUUUUUUCUUCUUUUUUUUUUCUAAUGAAACUCUAAUAAGCGUCUCACAUAUCCUGUGGUCAAAAAACGUUUCAGUCAAGAGCCCAGUGUGGACUCAUUCUGGCUCCCUCUGUCCUGUUCCACUCUUUGUUGUUGUUACCACAGUGAACAAGCAGCCAAACCAAGAGCUUCCUAUAUUCUCUUUUCCUUUUUUUUUCCUCAGUUAAUGUUUCAGUGUGCUCAUUGGGCUUCUUAACCUGACGCUUCCUAAAGAGUCAGCAGAGCCUUAACAGACUGAAACAGACAACCCAUGCACUGUGUAAAUGUUACUUUGAUUUGGAGGUAAGUUUAGACAAGUAAAAGCUUGUAAACUAUGAAAAGGGAGCUAAAAUAAGUUAAAUAUAUAUAUAUGCAAAUUCCACUCUUUUGCAUCAGUAUUAAUUGCAGGAGGAUAUUUAAAUAUACAAAUGCUUUGUCCAGACUUGCUUUAGUAUGACCACAUGAAGUAAAUAUUAAUCUAAUGAUCUUAAA